Molecule: messenger RNA, 1573 nt
Organism: Patella vulgata (common limpet)
Lineage: Eukaryota; Metazoa; Mollusca; Gastropoda; Patellidae
Product: dipeptidyl peptidase 2-like
Exons: 12
Coding region: 59-1492 (477 amino acids)
Biological process (GO): proteolysis
Molecular function (GO): serine-type exopeptidase activity; dipeptidyl-peptidase activity
Source: RefSeq, a predicted model, not a curated record
GUCAUGUGAUGAUAACCAAAUGACAAUUGUUUAUGUGUAAUAGUAGAAGGAGGUUGUCAUGAUAAAGUUGGGUCAAAUAUUGUUAGUAUGUUUGGCAUACAGUUCAGUCUUGUCAAACGUAUCUUAUAAAGAAUUGUAUUUCGAACAAACAAUUGACCAUUUUAACCCUCUCUCUUAUGGCGAAAAGAAAUUUAAACAAAGAUAUUUAUUGCAAGAUCAAUGGUUUGAUAUUGUAGACAGAGGACCAAUAUUAUUCUAUACUGGAAAUGAAGGACCAAUCACUACAUUUUGGAAUAACACGGGCUUUAUGUUUGAUAUAGCUCCACAAUUUAGAGCAUUGGUCGUUUUCGCUGAACAUAGAUUUUAUGGCAAAAGUUUGCCAUUUGGAGAUGAUAGUUUUAAAGGAAACAAUAUUGGACUACUAACCAUAGAACAAGCUUUGGCAGAUUAUGCCCUGCUUAUACAUUCAAUUAAACAAACCUAUAAUGCAGGAAAAUCAGCAGUAAUUACAUUUGGUGGCAGCUAUGGUGGUAUGUUGAGUGCAUAUAUGAGAUUUAAAUAUCCUAAUCUAGUAGAUGGAGCUAUAGCAGCUAGUGCCCCGAUGUAUCUUCUAUCUAAUGUAAUUGAUCCGUCUCAAUUUUUUGUUCGAGUUACUGCGGAUUUUAAGCAGUCAAAUCCCAAUUGUUCUGUUAAUAUAAGAAAGGCUUUCAACAUUAUGGAUGACAUGGCAAAGAGUGGAGAUACAGGCUUAAAUAUGUUGUCGGAAAAAUUCAUGCUUUGUAGCAAGUUAAAUGAGACAGGUUAUAAUCAUAUGGUUGGAUGGAUUAGAAAUGCCUUUGUAUCUUUAGCCAUGUUUGAUUAUCCAUAUCCAACCAACUUUGAGUCAGAGCUACCAGCUUUUCCCGUUGAUAAGUCGUGCGACUUUAUGGUUAAUAAAGAUGACCUUGUGAAAGGAUUAGCUCAGAUUACAGCUUUGUUUUAUAAUGGUACUAAUGGUAAGCUGCCAUGUUUUGAUAUUUGGGAAGAGUAUGUGGAAUGUGCUGAUCCCAGUGGGUGUGGUCUAGGUCCCGAUAGUUUGGCCUGGGAUAUUCAGGCCUGUUCUGAAAUACCGAUGUUAUUUACUACUGAUGGUGUGCAGGAUAUGUUUCUACCUAUUAAUUACACCGCCAAAAUGAGAAACGACUAUUGUAAAACAAAAUAUGGACUGGUACCGAGAGAUAAAUGGGCGAGCGUGAACUUAUGGGGAUUUGAUGUAUCCCCCGGAUCUAAUAUAUUAUUUUCCAAUGGUUUUAAGGAUCCAUGGGCUUUUGCUGGGGUCUUACAUGACCUAGGUCCUAAUUUGACCAGUAUUAUUAUUCAUAAUGGAGCUCAUCAUUUGGAUUUAAGGGGACAUAAUACUAACGACCCUGUCGAUGUGAUUAAAGCCAGAAAUAUGGAAAUAUUAACCAUCAGACAAUGGAUUAAUGCUGUCUUUCCAAUUAAAUCACUCUGACAACAUAUUUUUACUGGAUUGUACUUUUUGUUUUUGGUUGAUUUAUGAAAGGGCAUGUUAAUUAAACAAGUUUUCAAUAAA